AUAGCUAUGACCUACAAGUACCGUGGGCGUUUCUGCUCGCUGAUUGGUUUCUCAAAUAUUCACUUUCUAAAUAAGUCAGUUAAACAUCAAUCAGUGUUUGACUAGACGUGACGACCCAACAGCCUGUGAUGAUUGCCUCGUGGUUUAUUUCUAUCGUACUAAUUCAUUUUGUGGUUUCUGAACCAUUUUUAGAUUGUGGAUCUCAAGUCGGGAAAAUAUUUUCACUGACAGUAACUCCAUGUGACCGAUCACCUUGUGCAUUGUAUAAAGGUAAAAAUUCUACGAUCACAAUUGAAUUCAGUACAACAGAGACUGUGGUAAAUGGUAAGAUUGCUGUCCAUGGAGUUUUUGCACAUGUACCAAUACCAUUUCCACUUCCCAAUUCAAAUUUAUGUGAAUUUGUCAGCCCAGUAUGUCCUUUGCUUCCAUCUAUAGAGAAAUAUACACACACAUAUACUUUGCCUGUGCAACAUAUGUAUCCAUCGAUUUCUUUAAAAGUUCGAUGGGAAUUAAAAGAUAGUUCAAGUAAAGAUAUAGUUUGUAUUGAAUUCCCUGUUCAAAUCAUUUAAAUAAAAGUACACUAUUAUUAGUCGUCAUCGUUCUAUUAGUAGUAGUAGUAGAAGUAGUAGUCAUAGUAUAAUGCAAGUCAAUUCAUUAAAACUUCAUUAAAUAAUAAUACACUGCAAACUACUAAUUUUGUUUCAUUCUUCUUAAUAAUAAUAAACAAUAUGUAAAAUGAUAUGAAAAGAACUUGGACAAUGAUGAUAAUUAUUAUUCUUUUGUUGAAAGCAUAUUUUUUCAGUUUUAUGUGUAUUGUUCUGUCUUGUUUUGUUCUCUACCGUAAAAAAAUAGAACAUCGUUGAAAUAAUCAUUUUUACACUGUUCAUACUAUGUUUAUCAAUCAUGUGUUUUUUUUUAACGAGAAAAAAAAAUGCAUUUGAUCUGAUUUGAUUUGAUUGAUUUAUAGAAAGUUUGUAUCAUGAUUUUAUUUUUUCAUUUUUUACGUUGUAAU
Messenger RNA from Schistosoma turkestanicum, 1012 nucleotides. Lineage: Eukaryota; Metazoa; Platyhelminthes; Trematoda; Strigeidida; Schistosomatidae. The record is from the annotation of a GenBank genome assembly.